AUGGAGAUGGAGGAGGUGCUUGCUCGACAUCGCAAAGAGAAGAAAGAGCUUCAAGCUAAAAUCCAGAACCUCAAAAAAAGUGUUCCAAAGGGUGACCGCAGUCGUCGUAAUGUGGUGCAACAGCAAAUCGAUGAACUCCAAAGACAAUUAUCCGAGCGCCAGUGUGGCGAGUUAAUGCAGUUGAAUCAUUCGCUUGAUUCAAUGAGCCUAUCGACUGUGGAUGCCGCUUUAACCAACAACAAUGUGGGCCCUCCGAAAAUGAGUAAGGCUGCGAAGCGCCGGGAAAAGGCUGCGGCUAAAGCGCGGUGUCUGACAGCUGCUGUGGAACAGGACAUUGCUAAGCACGCCUCUUCUGCCACCGCUAUUGAAUACUCAAAGCUUGAGGCGGAGUUGGCUAAACGGGGACUAACAUUGUACUCUAUUCCUUCAGAUGGCGACUGCCUGUUCGCCUCUAUAGCACAUCAGCUGGAGCUGAGAGGAUUGGACGUCUGUUUACAGGAGGCAUGCAAAAAACUCGGACUGCCGUGCCCUACAAUCGGAGACGUUAAAUCGACCAUUCGGUGCCUUCGACAAGUCGCUUCGGCGUUUAUUCGAAACCACAGUGAAGACUUCUUACCCUUCAUCUGUCUGGAGGGUCCUGAAACGAUCGAGCUCUACUGCAAGAAACUCGAAACUCCCGGAACCUGGGGCGGUCAACUGGAGAUCAAGGCGAUUUCCAUGGCCAUCGAAACUCCCAUCGAGGUUCUGCAGGCUGAGGGGCCCUCAGUAAAGGCGGGUGAUGAGUUUCCUGCGUCACCGCUGGUCAUCACAUAUCACCACUAUGCAUUCUCCACUGGCAAUCACUACAACUCCUGUCGGCCGUUCGAAGCAUGA
Mesocestoides corti is the source of this 873-nucleotide messenger RNA. The record is from the annotation of a GenBank genome assembly. NCBI's taxonomy places the organism in Eukaryota, Metazoa, Platyhelminthes, Cestoda, Cyclophyllidea, Mesocestoididae.